AUGAUGGCCGGCAAAAUAUUUUCGCCUUCACAAGUGCGGUCACCCUUUCGGAAUUCCUUAUCCGUACUCAUGUCUUCCUCUGACCUAUCAACGGAAGUUCAUCCCGACACCGCCCCGGCUUUACUUCAUGGCCUACCGGCUUGCUUUGUUCAUGGGAAUCCUAGAUUCUCUCCGACACUUUUGGGGCUCAAUGGGCCUGACGAUCGCGUUCGAUCUAAAACUGUUGAUUCAUAUUCACGAAUUUCUAUGGAGGUCCCAAUGAAUCUUGGAUGUCUCCAUAGCUCUGCUGUUGAAGGUGAACUCCAGGACGUUCCGCUUGAUUCUUUGAAUUCGCCCGAAGUUACUCUACCGAAUACCCUUAGCCCUAUGACGUCACCGUCAUUUUGCAGAACGUUAUCCGCACCUUCCUCGUGUACCCUAGAAUCGCGAUUCUCCUUGAUUAGAUCUCGAACACAUGUGAAGCACAGUUCAUCUACUGCUAAUGAACAUUGCUCGGACAUCACUACGAGUGACAGGCACAAUAAAACUAGUCUCAAUUUACCAAGUCUUGAGGAUGGGCUCUCCAGUGGGAGUGAUACAGAGAAUCUUGGUGACCUGUCUGACACUUGGCCACCCGUUAGAACAGGUGUAGUCAGCUCAUGUACUCCGACCUCUUUAAAAUCCGCCUCUCUUAUCCCGCCCACAUCAGUGGCUGCAGACUUUUCACGAGGGUCACUGGUCCAUCCUCCUGUGGUUCAGGACAUAUGGGGAAUCAUGAACGAGUUGAAGCAAACCCUAGCUGAUGACCACGCUAACUUGAAUAAACCUGUUUAUGCACCAGGCACCCACCCAAACUGCAGUAGAUCUGCAUGUAAUGAUCGAAGCUCAGGUUCCACAAGCGCGGAUUUUAAAGUGCCCCAGCGUAGCUCUCAACCGGAGGCGUCUUAUUCCUCUCCAUCUACUGCUACCAAUGGUUCGACAUUAUCGGACAGAGGAACCUGCUCCAAGCUAAUCGUCCAAGCGAGUGUCGAGCACACACUGGAAGAGCCGCCAUCUGUUCGCUCUUUAGGUCAUUCGGAUUUAAAAGCGAUACAUCCCACCGUCAGUAGACAAACUUAUCCAACGUUUCCUAGUCCUCCCACUGAACGAAGCGCACAUCAGUGGUCGUUUCCAAUUCACUCAAACACGGUGUACAGCUCAAGUGAAGAUGAGUUGAGGACAAACGUAUCUGAACCCGGUUGCAAACCUGUGGACGUUAAACAGCAGCGCACACUGCGUGAGUUGGCCUCGGGCAGGGUGUUCUCUACUCCGGUUUCCAAUCCCCGCGCAGUCACUUCCAUUAACACUACUCCUACGGGAUUGCUAUGUGCUAACCGCCCUCGGUCGAUGUUACCUAAUCAUUUAGCCUCGCGUCGCGAUGGCAACCCCGUCACGGUUUUCCGGAGUAGCUAUGCCGAACAUUCUGUGCAUUCUGAGGAGUUCGACAGCGACGAGGAUACUGACCAACUUCUGGAGAGACAGUAUCAAUCGAACAAGUCCGUUUACAUUCCUGAACUGAAACAUGAGGCUAACGCGCAGGCCGAACGUCGACAUCAAAUGCGAGAAGUACAAAAGAUUCGUGUUCCACCCAAGAUGCGGUGCGCUGCCAUGGAAUCCACUAAUCGGUGUUCUACCGUUGUCGUUCUCUAUCUCAUCCUGCCUGCCGCAAACACUCGUCCGUGA
Dicrocoelium dendriticum is the source of this 1701-nucleotide messenger RNA. NCBI's taxonomy places the organism in Eukaryota, Metazoa, Platyhelminthes, Trematoda, Plagiorchiida, Dicrocoeliidae. The record is from the annotation of a GenBank genome assembly.